Messenger RNA from Rhodofomes roseus, 1469 nucleotides. RefSeq lists its product as uncharacterized. The coding region runs from base 395 to 1261 and encodes 288 amino acids. Gene Ontology annotation, molecular function: DNA-binding transcription factor activity. The transcript has a single exon. The record is from RefSeq and is a predicted model, not a curated record. Lineage: Eukaryota; Fungi; Basidiomycota; Agaricomycetes; Polyporales; Fomitopsidaceae. Gene Ontology annotation, biological process: regulation of DNA-templated transcription.
ACGCAUGAGGCGGUGAAUUUGACGCGGACGCCGCUGGCGAGGACGAAUUCGCGGACUGAGAGGGUGCCUGGCGACUGGGCUGGGGCUGGCUGGUCGGCGAAUGGGGGUUGUAGCGACGUGUGUGAACGGGUAGGGGGCGAAAGGAACUGUCAAGGGGAUGAUGGGCAGAUGGAAUUUGACGGGGAGGUGAUGGCUUGUGUCGUCGGAUCCGGGCGAGGGCAGGGCGAGUCACCGCUCUGUGGCCCAGCGCCCGCCACGCGCCUCCAGAUCUUGUUGCACGACGGUCACGGACUUGACAGGCGCCCCCUCCAUAUUAUGCUCGUCCACGCCCGGCUGUCCUCCAGUCCGCCUCCUCCGGAACUCUCAUCAUCCCCCCGCGAGCUCCUCCCCCGCCAUGACCCGCGGCCGCAGAAAGGACAUGACCAUCCCGCCCUCCCGCGCCCUCCUCCAGCAGCGCGACUACCGCGCCCGCAAGGCACGCUAUGUCGCCGAUCUCGAGGAGCGCUGCAAGCAGACGGAGGAGGAGAACGCCCGUCUCAAGGAGCGGAUCGACGUCCUCGGCGCGCAACUCAGAGCCGCUGGCCAGUCCGCCGCACAGAGGACCAGCCCCAGCCCAGAGAUGGUACGCGCGUUCCCUGUCUACGCAGCGCGCUGCUGCGGUCUUCAUGGCCUUUGCAUCUCACACCGCCCUCGGCAGGCCGCCGCUACAAACGAGCUCAUGCACAACCUCUCCGCCGCCGCGCACUCGAUCGCCCAUUUCCAGCAGGUCGCCUUCGGCCCGCCCUCUGGCUCUGAGCCGUCCUCGGCCUCCAGUCUCCGCCUCCCCCCAAUCCAGAACCACACACCCACGUCACUUGCUACACCGUCGUUCACACCCUCGCCGUUACCACAGCCGCACCACCGACUGCCGCCCUCGCCCCGCCAACGAAUUGAGCUGCCGCCUCUGCACGCCAUUCACCGCGAUCUCUUUCGCGGACCGGGCGAAUCAUCGAGCUAUUCUCAUCAGCAGGCGCGGAUCCCAGGACCCCCACAAGCAGGGCCGAGCAACAGCGGCUACUCAGAGUCGGAAUGCUGUGGUGGGUACUUGGAUUGCAAUGGACUUGUUGAGGAUGAGGACGAAGACGGCAUUACAGACGACGAUGCAACGAGCCCCGAAUCAUCGAACCCUACACAGCGCAUGUCAGACGUGCGGUCAACGCGCUCUUCAUCAGGUCCGGAGGAUGCAGGCUCGUCCAGCGGCAGGUUGCCGCAACCACAAUGAAGUCUUUCCCCUCCGACAUCUAACAUUGGCGCACGUAAGUCCUCGGAUCGCGGCUUCCUGUCGACUGUCCUGAUUACGCCCGACAGUGGCUCUGGUCGCCGUCCGCCCUGGCAUUUCUAUCCUUAUAUGUCGAUGCAUGCUAUCUUUAUGUUACUGUUGUACCAUGAACUGUAAUAUGGAUGUACUUAGUCUAAUCUUAAUUCAAAUG